CCUGAGCGUGCCUAGAGAGUGACAGGCAUCCCUUUAGGCUGGCUGACCCCACCUUUGGCUGCAGCCUCCCCAUUGGCUGCUUAUUAGAAUAAAUUGAGGACAAUGCAUACCACUGGCUGCCAAUGUUAAACAUAAGGGAUAUGUAUUCACUUAGCUUUGACUUCUUGGGAGGGGCCAAGGGAAGGCUGUAGUUCUGCGGACUAGGCUGCUGGGUUAUUUAGACUGCUUGGGAGGGGAAAACCUCUUCUUCGGCUGCGCUCCUGGCUUAACACUGCCAGUUCCCUACCUGCUCGAAAACUCUCUCCGCGGCCUUGAGUUCUGCCCGUUUGAGAGGCUUUAUCAGAGCUUGAAUAGGAGCCAUGGACGACUUUGAACGUCGCAGAGAGCUCAGGAGGCAGAAACGAGAGGAGAUGCGUGUGGAAGCAGAGAGGUUAGCCUGUCAAAGAACCGAUGACGAUGAGGAAGAAGCUGCCCGAGAGCGGCGCAGGCGGGCCAGACAGGAAAGGCUGCGGCAAAGGGAAGAGGACGACGUGUCAGGGACAGAGAAGCUUGAAGUCAAUGAUCAAAACAACAUUGGAGAUGAAGAGAGCAAAAGUUCUGCCAAAACCAUUACCACUGUGAUGAACACACAAGGGGAUGGGGAAGGUGACGAGGCUUUAUUCUUGGAAAGGAUGGCCAGGAGAGAAGAACGGCGCCAGAAACGUCUUCAAGAGGCCAUGGAACGCCAGAAGGAAUUUGACCCGACAGUCACUGAUGAGAACCUGUCAUUCACGAGCAGGAGAGAAGUGAACAACGUGGAAGAAAACGAAGCCCCUGGGAAACAGGAUAAAGUUGAAACCCACAGAGGACGCUACGAGAUUGAGGAAACCGAAACCAUCACCAGAUCGUACCAGAGGAAUAAUCUGAGACAAGAUGAUGAAGAUGAGAAGAAAGAAGAGGCAGACAAGGAGGAGGCACAAGAGCAGAAGCCAAAGCAAAGAACCAUAGAGGAGAAUCAGGUAGAAGUAACGAUAGAAAAGAAAACACUAGACAAAGAAGAGGAAGCUGUGGUGUUAGACGUAAAACUCCCUGAGGUAAAUGCAGAUGAGCCAAAAGUAGCUAAUGACACAAGUGCGCUUGCAGAAGAACAAAUAGAGAGUGAGGAGGCCAUAAGUGUAACUGUAGCACUAGAUGGAAAGAAAGAUGAAGAGGAUGAGGCUGAAGAAAAAAGGAUAGAAGAGAAGGAGAGACUGGAGAGGGAGGAAAUAGAGAGAGCUAAAGCAGAGGAGGAAAGGAGAGCUGAGGAAGAGCGGGAAAAAAGAGCUGCUGAGGAGAAAGAGAGGCUAGAACAAGAGGAAAGGGAGAGGCAAAAAGCAGAGGAAGAAAGGAAAGCUGAGGAGGAGAGAAAGAGGCUUGAAGAGGAGGAAAAAAGGGCAGCUGAGGAGAAAGAGAGGCUAGAAGCAGAAGAAAGGGAGAGGCUCAAAGCAGAGGAACGAAGGAAAGCUGAGGAGGAGAGAAAAAGGAUUGAAGCAGAAGAGAAAAGGGCAGCAGAGGAAAAAAAGAGACGGGAAGCUGAGGAGAGGGAAAGGAUCAAGGCUGAGGAGAAAAAAGCUGCUGAAGAAAGAGAGAGGGCCAAGGAGAAGGAGAGGAAGGCAGCGGAAGCUAAGAGGGCAGCUGAGGAAAAGGCCAAGCUGGAAGAGGAGAAGUUAAAGGCAAAGCAGAAGGCAGAGGAGAAAAAGAUAGAUGAUAAGCAGGGGAAAGGGAAGAAGGUAGAAGAGAAGCAGGUAAAAGAGAAGAAGGUACAAGAGGAAAAAACCCCAGCUGCUUCCUUGAGAAAACAGGGGGAAGAGAAAAAGGAAAAGCCACAAGAUGAGAAACUCCGACCGGCCUUCAAAAAAGAGGAGAUAAAAGACAGCAAAGUGAGCAAAGACAAGGCGCCAAAAGAUGAGGUCAAGCCCAGCUGGGAUCGCAAGAAGGGAAUCCCGGAGCCGAAGCCGCAGAAUGGGGAACGUUUCCCAGAACUCCCUGCUCACAAACUUAAGCAUACGGAGAAUGCUUUUAGCCGCCCUGGCCUCAAAACCACCCCAAAUGCUGAGGAAGCCAAGCCAGCACCCACUGUGGAGGCAGGCAAGCGAGUAGAGGAACUACGCCGUCGCCGCGGUGAGAAUGAGAAUGAAGAGUUCGAGAAGAUGAAACAGAAGCAACAAGAGGCUGCCGUGGAACUGGAGGAGCUGAAGAAGAAGCGAGAAGAGCGUCGGAAGAUUCUGGAAGAAGAAGAGCAGAGGAGGAAGAAAGAUGAGGCAGGCAGAAAAGCUCGGGAGGAGGAAGAGAAGCGGCGGCUGAAGGAAGAAAUUGAAAGGAGAAGGGCAGAAGCAGCGGAGAAACGGCAGAAGAUGCCCGACGAAGGCUUGCCUGAAGACAAGAAGCCUUUUAAAUGCUUCACCCCCAAGGGGUCCUCUCUCAAGAUAGAAGAACGUGCGGAAUUCUUGAACAAAUCUGCCCAAAAGAGUGGCAUGAAACCUACUCAUGCGGCAGCCGUUGUCUCCAAGAUCGACAGCAGACUUGAGCAGUACACAAGUGCAAUUGAGGGUACAAAGGCUGCCCGGCCCGUCAAGGCCGCCCCCUCUGACCUCCCGGUUCCUGCCGAGGGAGUUCGUAACAUUAAGAGCAUGUGGGAGAAAGGCAAUGUGUUCUCCUCGCCCUCCGGCAUGGGGACGCCCAAUAAGGAAACUGCUGGACUAAAGGUCGGAGUCUCCAGUCGUAUCAAUGAAUGGUUAACUAAGACCCCAGAAAACAACAAAUCCCCUGCUCCAAAACCUUCAGACUUAAGACCUGGAGAUGUGUCCGGCAAACGCAACCUCUGGGAGAAGCAGUCGGUGGAAAAGGCCUCGUCUCCCACAAAGGUAACAGCAGCAGGGAAAAAGUCAGAGACCAAUGCAGGUUUGAGACAAUUCGAAAAGGAGCCCUAAAGAAGCCCACCAACCAUGCUGGACCAACUCAGUUUUAAAAAACGGAAGUGCUAAAAUUUGUUUUUCUUUUUUUAUAUAUAUUUAUGGUUGUUUACCAAAAAAAAAAAAAGGCCUUUUGUUGGGGUUUUUCUUUUUUUUGCAUUAUUCCAGUUUUUAAAAAAACCAUGUAUAUUAGCACUGUAUUUAAUAAUCCGCCUUCAACAUCCAUCCUAAUAGUAGUGCCUUUGCAUCCGGAGCCUUAUUUCUAAAAAAGAAACCCAUGCUGUGAAAGAGAGACCCUUCUGCUGUUUUUUAACUUUCAACAGAACUGUGUGUCCGAACAAGUCAAGUUCAACCCACUGAAAAGGACCACCGUCCGCCUCAGAGCUUCCAUCCGUGGAUAUCCCACCAUAGAUGGAAAAAGGAGGAGAAAGGUCUGGGGCUCAUUUCAAAUAAUAAAAGGGCGAGGAAACAGCCGAUAAUUGGUGUUUAAAGGAGAGGUGCUGAUAAAGCUUUUUUUCAGUAGACAAAUGCUUGGUCCAGUCCCCUCUGGGGUUCCCAAUCUUACUUAUUCGAAUGCACAGGAACACAAACCCACCAAUACUCCCUCUAAGCUUUGGAGUCUUGUGAGCGAAAAUUCUACUUUGUGAGCGACCGGCAUUGAAGUUGUGAGCUGCUGCAUAAAUGAGUGUGCUCUGGGGCCAUUUAUCCUGAGCUAAGACAAAAAUGUGUGAGCCAGAGGCUAAAAAACAGUGAGCUAGCUCACGCUAACUCAGCUUAGAGGGAACAUUGAAACCCACGUCACACCAGACCCCUGGUUGGCGCUCCGCUUUUCACAAAGGGGAGGCCGUGCGUUCCUCUUCCCUCCAAACUGAUAACUUUCUGAAGGAAGCGGGUACCCUGUCACGAUGCUCUGUUGCAGGGACCAUGUGUAUUUUCCCUCCUCCUUUCCCAGCCUUUUUUUUUCCUAAAGGGGGGAAGAAUUUGUGCAGGUCGAGUGCCUGUGCAAUCAGAGAUUGUGAAGCGCCAUCUGUAUAUGCAAAGUGAGGUCCGCAGUGGAGGCGAGAGGGGGCCAGUUCACUCCCCCGCAAAGGACAGGUGGCAUUGCGGAUUCUGCCCCAACACCAUUCAUUUCAGCCAGACCAGUAUGAAGGAUGCUGCAGUAAGACCUGGCCCCAUGGAUCCAAUCUUUCUGCACUUUAAAUUGAGGCAGGGAAGAAAUUCCUUUCACUUAACAAUAUUUGUUUCUCUACUUUCCCCAUGUCAGCUCUUCAUCUGUAACAAGUCGGGAACGUGUUUUGUACUUCAUUUCUUUUUUUGUUUUGUUUUCCUAUUUAGUUUUAAGUUAAUAUCCUAAAUUUGGAUGACUGCGGUUGACAGCGGUACUGAAACGUCUCCCUUUUUGUUUUGUUUUGUUUUCCGGUUAGUUGCAAUUUUUAGAGUAUAUACAAAUAUAGCUUUAUGUGACUUAGCUGUAAGGCACUACUAACUGUAGAAGGCUUUUAAUACCUGCUAGAGUAUUAUAUUUAGUUAUAAACUUAACAUGGCUAGCCAAUAUCACAACCUCUUUUUAAAAAAAACAACAACAAAAAUACACACUUUUUAUAUUAAGAUUUCAUAAUUGCCAUUAGGCUUGUGGCAAGUGGAAGUGCUUAGAUUUUUUUUUUUAAAAAAAUAUCAGAUGCCUUUGAUGGUUAAUUAAAUUUAUAGUUUUAAAAGAGGGAGAGAAGGGUAUUAAGCGUCAAACAUAGGUCACUUGUAUAAAGCAAUGUAGCUAAUUUAUAUAAAACUUCCAUGAUUAACACACACACACAAGACACAUAUGCGCACAUUAUGUUGGUGACACGUUUGUUCAUUGCUGCACACUUAACUUUCCCUUUAUCAAGGCUACCUGCAUCUCACAGUGUCUCUUAAGAAAGAAAAAAAAAUCCACAGAAUGGGCACAGUCCAUCCAUUCCCUUUCACUUUGCUGGAAGGGAUCACCUCAGGGUUGUCCUCCCUGUUCCUCUUGGCCAUCCAAGCGCUGUUGUGUACCAUUCCGUACUACAGUUUGGCGUAGUGGUUAAGUGUGUGAACUCUUACCUGGGAGAACCGGGUUUGAUUCCCCACUCCUCCACUUGCAGCUGCUGGAAUGGCCUUGGGUCAGCCAUAGCUCUGGCAGAGGUUGUCCUUGAAAGGGCAGCUGCUGUGAGAGCCCUCUCCAGCCCCACCCACCUCACAGGGUGUCUGUUGUGGGGGGGAGAAGAUAUAGGAGUUUGUAAGCCGCUCUGAUUCUCUGAUUCAGAGAGAAGGGUGGGGUAUAAAUCUGCAGUCUUCUUUAAAGGAGAAGUCCACCAUGUCUUCUCUGGCCAUCCCUCUCUUCCCUGAGGUCUCUGUGCAUAAGUUAUGUAUGCUCCAGAAUGCACACAGGGUUGAGAGCCGGCUGUGCUGAGAAGAGGGAGAAACCAGGACUCCACUAAACAUUAAUGUGUUCCUGCAAAGGCAGCCAUGCUUGUGGCAGAAAGGAAAGGGGGGGUCACACCCUUCCCCACCAGUGCUCCUUCUAAACUGUGGAGUCUUGUGAGCAAAAAUUCUACUCUGUGAGCUACUGGCAUUAAAUUUGUGAGCUACUGCAUAAAUUAGCUUGCUUUGGGGCCAUUUUUCCUGAGCGAAGACAAAAAUGUGUGAGCUGGAGACUAAAAAACGGUGAGCUAGCUCACGCAAACUCAGCUUAGAGGGAACACUGGCUCAUCCCAGGCUUUUAUUUUACAGCCAUAUCAUUUGAUCUGUAUAUAGUAUCCACAGUGCUUAAGAGAAAUUGUUAGGUUGGUUUCCAGUCACAUAUCACAAUAUCCAGUAUUUACAUCAUAAAGACUAUCGAUAGGGCCAAACGGACAGCUUUUGAUGUUAUAGCCCACCGUCUAAUGCAGUUUGCUUGAGAACGGUUGCCCUUUUCUAUGUAUCUGGAGCAUCUCUUGUCUUGCCCCAUUCUUUUGUUUAAGGGACAAUGAUGAAUCAUGAGCCAAAGAAACCCUCCUGCUGGCACAGUGAAAUAUCACGUCAGUUUUCACAAACGGAGUGAAGUCAAGCAAGAAAAAAAAAAGUGAACUGUGGAGCUGUCUUUUUGUUUGUUUGGGAUUUUUUUUUUUUAAAAACUACACUUUUGAACUCUCUACAUCUGAGUUACCUGCAAUAAACCAAUAUGCUGAAUCUGCAAUUCACAAUAAAUGGAGUAUGUCUAUCUGA
Molecule: messenger RNA, 6152 nt
Organism: Heteronotia binoei (common prickly gecko)
Lineage: Eukaryota; Metazoa; Chordata; Lepidosauria; Squamata; Gekkonidae
Gene: CALD1
Product: caldesmon 1
Exons: 15
Coding region: 360-2948 (862 amino acids)
Biological process (GO): muscle contraction; actin filament bundle assembly; angiogenesis
Cellular component (GO): actin cytoskeleton
Molecular function (GO): actin binding; myosin binding; calmodulin binding
Source: RefSeq, a predicted model, not a curated record